GAUUAUGGUGUUACACCAAAAUACGUAACACGGAGAAAUGAAGAAAUGAAGAGAGCUGAGAAAGAAUAUGAGGCUGCUGUCCUGGAGCAUCUCAAGAAAAGAGCCAUGAAACGGCUAUCUGAUGAAGAAAGGAGCAGUCUUCUGCAGGGGCUGAAAAAGAACUGGGACGAAGUGUAUCGAGAAUUUCAGGGUCUUUCGGUAGAAAUAGACACCAUACCCAAGAGGAUGUAUAAAGAAAAGCUGGAAUCACAGAUGAGACAACUGGAGCAUGACAUAGAAGUAAUUGAGAAGCACAAAGUUAUCUACAUUGCAAAUGAGUAA
Messenger RNA from Tauraco erythrolophus (red-crested turaco), 321 nucleotides. The record is from RefSeq and is a predicted model, not a curated record. NCBI's taxonomy places the organism in Eukaryota, Metazoa, Chordata, Aves, Musophagiformes, Musophagidae.